AUGGGUCUUCUCACCAUCAUUCGGAAAAUCAAAAAGAAAGAAAAGGAAAUGAGAAUUCUUAUGGUUGGGUUGGACAAUUCUGGAAAAACUACAAUCGUGUUGAAGAUUAAUGGGGAGGACACUAGUGUCAUCAGUCCUACCCUUGGCUUCAACAUCAAAACCAUCGCCUACCAGAAGUACACUCUAAAUAUAUGGGAUGUUGGAGGCCAGAAAACAAUUCGAUCUUACUGGAGAAACUACUUUGAGCAAACAGAUGGUUUAGUUUGGGUAGUUGACAGUUCAGAUCUUAGAAGGUUGGAUGAUUGCAAAAUGGAGCUUGAUAACCUUCUAAAGGAAGAGAGACUGUCUGGAGCAUCCUUACUAAUUCUAGCAAAUAAACAAGAUAUUAAAGGCGCCUUAGCACCCGAAGAAAUAGCUAAGGUGUUGAACUUAGAAACUAUGGAUAAGUCUCGGCACUGGAUGAUAGUUGGAUGUAGUGCAUUCACCGGUGAGGGUUUGCUCGAGGGAUUUGAUUGGUUGGUCCAGGACAUAGCAUCUAGAAUCUACGUGCUCGACUAA
This is a messenger RNA of Lathyrus sativus (Indian pea), 558 nucleotides long. Lineage: Eukaryota; Viridiplantae; Streptophyta; Magnoliopsida; Fabales; Fabaceae. The record is from the annotation of a GenBank genome assembly.